AUGGACGCCGACAAGACACUACAGUCACAGGAUGAUGACUGGCCGCCCCCUGGUGUCCAAGCAGUGAUUCACUCUCCUGCCGCAACAAUGAGUAACCAACUCUACAACACCUCCUCCGUGAUCUUCAGCCUGGAGGAGGCGGCAGCCGGAGGCUACAAUGACUCCGACUCCCCCACCAUCACGACCGAGCUGCUGCAGCCCUCCCUCGUCCCCGUGGCCCGCGCGCUCAACCCCUGGGACGUGGUGGUGUGCGUGGCGGGCACCCUGGUCUCCCUGGAGAACGCGGUGGUCAUGGCCCUCAUCAUCUACACGCCCACGCUGCGCGCCCCCAUGUUCGUGCUCAUCGCCAGCCUGGCCCUGGCGGACCUGCUGGCCGGCCUGGGCCUCAUCCUCAACUUCGUGGUGAUCUACGUGGUGGUGCCCGUGGCUGGCUACUGGGGCCUGGUGAUGCUGCUCUCGGCCGGCGUCCUCAUCACCGCCUUCUCGGCCUCCGUCCUCAACGUGCUGGCCAUCACGGUGGACCGCUACCUGUCACUGUACAACGCCCUCACCUACCACACGGAGCGCACCGUCACCUUCACCUACGUGACGCUCUUCCUGAUCUGGCUGACGUCGGCGGCGCUGGGCUCGCUGCCCGUGCUGGGCUGGAACUGCCUGGGCAACGAGGCCACCUGCAGCAUCUGCUGGCCGGUGAACAAGAACAACGCGGCGGCGCUGGCCGUCUCCUUCCUGCUGGUCUUCGCCCUCAUCCUGCAGCUGUACCUGCAGAUCUGCAAGAUCGCCUUCCGCCACGCGCAGCAGAUCGCCGUGCAGCACUUCAUGACUACCUCGCACGCCUCCUCCACCACCAAAGGGGUGUCCACGCUCUCCGUCAUCCUGGGCACCUUCGCGCUCUGCUGGAUCCCCUUCGCCAUGUACUCGCUGGUGGCGGACAGCCGCUACCCGACGGUCUACACGUACGCCACCGCGUUGCCGGCCAUCUGUCACUCCUUCAUCAACCCCAUCAUAUAUGCCUUCAGGAACCCCGACAUCCAGCGCUCGCUGCGGCUCGCCUGCUGCGGGUGCAUGCCGCGCAGCUUCACGAUGCGGCCAAGGACACCCAGCGAUGUGUAG
Messenger RNA from Engraulis encrasicolus (European anchovy), 1113 nucleotides. RefSeq names its product G protein-coupled receptor 185 a (gene gpr185a). The record is from RefSeq and is a predicted model, not a curated record. Gene Ontology annotation, biological process: adenylate cyclase-activating G protein-coupled receptor signaling pathway; regulation of metabolic process. Gene Ontology annotation, molecular function: G protein-coupled receptor activity. Gene Ontology annotation, cellular component: plasma membrane; cytoplasm. The transcript is spliced from 4 exons. Lineage: Eukaryota; Metazoa; Chordata; Actinopteri; Clupeiformes; Engraulidae. Bases 1 to 1113 code for a protein of 370 amino acids.